Trichoderma virens Gv29-8 is the source of this 1455-nucleotide messenger RNA. RefSeq lists its product as uncharacterized. The transcript has a single exon. Bases 79 to 1230 code for a protein of 383 amino acids. Gene Ontology annotation, molecular function: gamma-glutamylcyclotransferase activity. The record is from RefSeq and is a predicted model, not a curated record. NCBI's taxonomy places the organism in Eukaryota, Fungi, Ascomycota, Sordariomycetes, Hypocreales, Hypocreaceae.
UGAGCCGCCGUGGAAGAGCGUUUAAUUCUGGCACCAGCUGGUUAUCGUACCCGGAUUGCUCACCUGCAUCUGCCCCUCAUGAAGCAAACAGACGCCAUCUCCCCUGCGGUGGCCGCGCUGGAAAAGGCCGAGAACGCACAACAGCAUCCCACGAAAGGCUCAUAUCCGCCGAUAUCUUCUAUUCCGAACACCUCGCCCGAGCGCCUCGCGCAAGCCGCCGAAGAUGCCCCCAAAGAUGUCGCGCAAGCUGCCAAGACCGUCCUUUACCUCGCCUACGGCUCCAACAUGUCGGCGGAAACAUUCUUGGGGAAGCGAAAGAUACGGCCUCUGUCUCAGAUGAAUGUCUCCGUCCCGAUCCUGCGACUGACGUUUGACCUGCCCGGGCUACCCUACCGAGAGCCGUGUUUUGCGAAUGUCGGAUACCGAAAACUCCCUGAAAAGCCCAAGCUGCCCGACCCCCUUCACCCACCAAUCGUCCCGCCGCUGAACCCGCCGCUGAACCCGCCAAGGACGGAGCAGGAGUGGGAUGGUGGCCUCAUGGGAGUCGUAUACGAAGUGACGCAGGAGGAUUGGCGAAAUAUUAUGAGGACCGAAGGCGGUGGCUCAGGCUACCAGGAAAUCAUGGUUCCGUGUCUGCCAAUGCCCAACUAUGUUGGCAUCCCCGAGAAGCCAGUGUUUCCUCCGGUGCCCACGCUGCCAAAGCCUUUCCUCGCAACAACGCUCUAUGCGCCUUACAUCCCGCUCGAUCCAGGCUCAGACAAGAAAAACUGGUGGACCAGAUUCAUCGUUGGCCCUCAUAGGCCAAAGCCCGACUAUGCCCAGCCGAGCGCCCGAUAUCUGAAGCUCUUGCAAGACGGUGCACGAGAGCACGAUCUUCCUCAAGUCUACCAAGACUAUCUGGCCUCGAUGCAGCCAUACACCGCGACGACGCUCCGGCAGAAGAUUGGACAGAACCUAUUCGUCCUCCUCUGGGCACCGAUGAUGCUAUAUUUCUUCGCCAUGACGACCGUUUUGGCAGACGAGAGGGGCAAGGUCCCGCGGUGGUGCGCGAACACGAUAUCGGGCCUGUUUAGCGUCAUGUGGUAUAGCUACGACAAGCUAUUCAUCUUCAUCUUCGGCGAUGGCGAGCGAACGGCGGAUUCGAAGCAGGACUCGAAGAGGCGAAAGUCGAUUUCGGUCGGAACAGACGAGGAAAAGGUUUCAUUGAUGCAGGAGGGCGAAGAAGAGUGAAAAGAGGGGAUUUUUGUUUUGUUGGGUUUUUGGGUUUUUGUUUGUCUGACACUGGCGCUGACGUUAGCUGCCUUGUAUCAUUGCUUCAGCGAAGAGCGAGUUUGCCGCCAUUUUGUCUCGUAUUGCAUUAGUGCUUUCAUACUGGGUACAUGGAGGCUGAUCUACGGAGUACGAGUACUUCCAGCAACCAUGCUACCACUUUAGUACCUAUCAUUAUCAUCUUCG